GGAUAAUAGGCAAUCGAGUCUCUAAGCUGUGAUCGCAGCCUUAUUCAGUUUUGACUUAGGAGUGAGCACAGAACGCAGUCUUUGUUGUCGUUUGAGGAGCACCCAUUUUGUAGCCUCGAUAAAGGAAGUGUUGAACUCACAUUUUAUUACUGUAUCAUCUUGUACUGGUUUUGCAUAGAAUACAGUAGCGACAGUUUGUGAGGCAGAUCCCUCCCAGACUCUCAGGAUGGGAAAGCAGAAAAAGACUAGGAAAUUUGCAGAGAUGAAGCGGCUACUCAACCCAAAGGACAUUAAACCGCCGGAGAAGAAGAUUACGAAGGACUCAGAGAAGGCAGUGCGCCAUGUGGACAAGACACCAACGGCCCUGUUCUUCAAGUACAACACCCAGCUCGGGCCCCCCUACCAGGUCCUCCUGGAUACCAAUUUCAUCAACUUCACCAUCAAAAAUAAGAUCGAUUUGGUGGCUGGCAUGAUGGAUUGCCUAUAUGCAGAAUGCACACCGUGCAUCACAGACUGCGUCAUUGCUGAGCUGGAAAAACUGGGCCAGAAAUACCGAGUGGCUCUGAAAGUGGCCAAGGAUCCCAGGAUAGAGCGGAUACCUUGCACACACAGCGGCACAUAUGCAGAUGACUGCAUCUGUGAGAAGGUGAAGCAGCACAGAUGUUACAUCGUGGCUACCUGUGAUCGAGACCUUCGCAGGCGCAUAAGGAAGAUUCCUGGAGUCCCGAUCAUGUACCUCCAGUCGCAUCGCUACACAAUUGAGCGCCUCCCAGAAGCCACAAUGGGAGGAGCACCGCGCGUGUGA
Coccomyxa subellipsoidea C-169 is the source of this 805-nucleotide messenger RNA. Its product is annotated as Fcf1-domain-containing protein. The transcript is spliced from 6 exons. The record is from RefSeq and is a predicted model, not a curated record. The coding region runs from base 227 to 805 and encodes 192 amino acids. NCBI's taxonomy places the organism in Eukaryota, Viridiplantae, Chlorophyta, Trebouxiophyceae, Coccomyxaceae. Gene Ontology annotation, cellular component: small-subunit processome; nucleolus.